AUGAAGUUUACUGCAGCUUUCGCCAGCCUCUUGGCCACGGCACUCGCCGCCCCUGCCGCCGAACCUGCUCUGGUGGAGCGUGCUACUGGCAUCAACUACGUCCAGAACUACAACGGCAACCUCGGUGCCUUCAGCGCCAACCAGGGUGCCGGACAAUUCUCCAUGUACUGGGAGCAGGGAGUCAGCAACGACUUCGUUGUUGGUUUGGGCUGGACCACCGGUGCCGCCAGAUCUAUUUCCUACUCUGCCAACUACAACGCCGCCAACUCGGGCUCUUACCUCGCUGUGUACGGCUGGGUCAACUCCCCUCAGGCUGAAUACUACAUCGUCGAGAGCUACGGCAAUUACAACCCCUGCAGCUCGGGCUCGGCCACUGGCCUUGGUACCGUGUCCUCUGAUGGAGGCACCUACCAAGUCUGCUCCGACCUUCGGGUCAACCAGCCUUCCAUCACGGGAACUAGCACGUUCACCCAGUACUUCUCCGUUCGUCAGAGCAAGCGCACCUCUGGAACGGUGACUGUUGGUAACCACUUCAACUUCUGGGCUCAGCAUGGGUUCGGCAACAGCAACUUCAACUACCAGGUCAUGGCCGUCGAGGCUUGGAGUGGUUCUGGCAGCGCCGAGGUCACUAUCAACUAA
This is a messenger RNA of Penicillium bovifimosum, 639 nucleotides long. Its product is annotated as glycoside hydrolase family 11 protein. NCBI's taxonomy places the organism in Eukaryota, Fungi, Ascomycota, Eurotiomycetes, Eurotiales, Aspergillaceae. The record is from RefSeq and is a predicted model, not a curated record. The coding region runs from base 1 to 639 and encodes 212 amino acids. Gene Ontology annotation, molecular function: hydrolase activity, hydrolyzing O-glycosyl compounds. The transcript has 2 exons. Gene Ontology annotation, biological process: xylan catabolic process.